Betta splendens (Siamese fighting fish) is the source of this 940-nucleotide messenger RNA. RefSeq lists its product as uncharacterized. NCBI's taxonomy places the organism in Eukaryota, Metazoa, Chordata, Actinopteri, Anabantiformes, Osphronemidae. Gene Ontology annotation, cellular component: kinetochore; MIS12/MIND type complex. The coding region runs from base 24 to 737 and encodes 237 amino acids. Gene Ontology annotation, biological process: mitotic sister chromatid segregation. The record is from RefSeq and is a predicted model, not a curated record. The transcript is spliced from 6 exons.
UAUAAACACAGUUGGCGGCAAAUAUGGAGUCUGGUCUGAGCGCAGACACGGACCAGGAGAAAAGGGUUCAAAUAAAGUCCAAGAAACAAGUGGUCGAGCAGAUGAAUCGCUACAAGGAGCUUUUGAAGACGGUUCUGGACGGACAGACGGACAUGGCGGCGGACACGAAGCGCGUGCUACUGGAGGAGCUGGAAGCGAACUUCGAGGCCGCUGUUUGGGCCAAUGUGCUGGUGAAGGGACAGACGUGGGACGAGGCGCCUGAUGCUGAAGUUGAGGACGAGGCUCUCGAAGAGGCUUUCGACCUGGAGAGUCUGCUGGACGACACCAUCCUUGAGACCACAAGGCGGCGCCGCACAUUCCCCAAACGGAUCCUGCCCCACGUGGUCCACUCCAUCAAAGCCGAACGCAGACUGAUGGAGCUGUAUCAGCACAAAUACAAGGCUGAGGAGGCGCCUAAAGACCUUGAUCAAGAGCGGGUCAUGAAUAGUUUGUCAGCUGAAGCUCCUGCGAUGGUGGAAUCAGCCAUUCAGAUCGUAAAGUCAAUCAGCACGCUGCAGGAACAAGCCCAAGGCCUACGUCAGAUCCUCAGCAUAAAGACGAGCGACGCCACGCUGGAGGUUCGCAGAGAGGUGUAUGGCCAGUCGGGCGCCGCCGCAAAGACCAGGCAGCCAAGAAAGAGAGCUGUGGAAGAGGCAGACUGCUACCGGAAACGAGCCGACGAAGAGGGGUGUCCGUAAUAACAUCGCUGUAGGACUGGAAUACAAUGGACUUAAUGCAUGAAAAGCUGUGGUUAAGAAUUCUUGCACUUUUCUUUUUUAAGGCCUGAAUUAAUUACACCUAAGCCAAACACACAUCAGUGACAGAGAACCGGCGUCUGGUUCCUUUCAUUGGUACCAGAUCAUUUACUGCAUGUGAGUGAAAUAAAGUUUAUAUAUGUCCA